AUGUCUGAGUCGGAGCCAACUCUUGAGUUAACGGAUAACGUAAAAGCAUUUCUGACAGAGAAGGGCCUGGAAGUGAUGAACUACUUGGACAGGGGAACGACAGCCGUUGUUUUCAGCGCCCGUAUGACAGACACCGACAGCGAGACUCAGGAGCGCCGGGAGGUUGUGGUGGCCGUCAAGUUCAUAGAUCUGGAAAAACUGGAGGUGAAGCACAAGAAGAAGUACAUCCCUCGGGAGAUGGCAAUCGUGAACGCCGUCCGCCACGAAUACAUCAUUAAUACCCAUAAGUUACUGGAGCUCGAGGGCCGGUAUGUGUUUAUAGUCACCGAUUUGGCGGACGGCGAUGUCAUUACCCUAUUGGCUAAAGGCGAGCACCUGGACGUCCAACUCGUAAAACAGUGGUUCCGACAGAUAGUCUCAGCGGUGGAGUACUUACACGGCAUCGGUAUCGCGCACCGGGACCUCAAAGGGGAUAACGUACUCAUGAGAAACAACUCCAUGAAAGUGACGGACUUUGGGUACGCCCUGGAGCUACCCCUCGAGUCGGACGGCACCCGCAAAAAGUGUAUAUCCAGUUCCGUCCCCGAGGUUCUCAUACCUGUCCAGCCCUAUGACCCCUUUGCGGCCGACUGUUUCAGUUUAGGUUGUUCGGGAGAGAAAUACCGGUCCAAAGAGGGAAAGGAGAAGUUGAGGCAAAAGAUUAUCGAUAAGGACUGGGAUCUACCGGAAAGCCUACAGAAUGAUGAGAGUCUGUACAUUCUAUUGAAGCAGUUGUUGAAUCCGGAUCCGUCCGAAAGGAUUAGGAGCUCUCAGAUACUGUCCCACCCGUGGCUUAAGAGUUAG
This is a messenger RNA of Oppiella nova, 843 nucleotides long. Lineage: Eukaryota; Metazoa; Arthropoda; Arachnida; Sarcoptiformes; Oppiidae. The record is from the annotation of a GenBank genome assembly.